AAGUCAACGACAGCCAACACAAGCCUCGCAGUCGCAGGAGGGGAGCGGCAUCCGCUCAUCUCCGUCGUUUUCUGGUGUUCGAGCUGCUGUUGAAGCCUUCGUUUGAUAAUCCACAACGAUGUCCGACUACGACUUGGUGACGAAAGCUCCACUAAAGCUUAAGAGUCCUUCUGGGAUUAAAAAGAAGAAGAAAAAGGACAAGGAUCUCAAGAAGGCUUUGGAACAUGUUAGCGUGACUUCACCAGAAGAACAACAGAAGCAACCGGUUGUCAAAGAAAUACACAGGACCAAUGCGGAGAAGGCAUUCUUAAAGAUGCAGGAGAAACGGCAAAUUGAAAGAAUCAUGGAAAAAGCAUCGAAGACGCACAAGCAAAGGGUGGAGGAAUUCAACCGGCACUUGGACUCACUGACAGAGCAUUACGACAUUCCCAAAGUGAGCUGGACAAAAUAAGCAUCAUUCGCGUGGUUCUUGGCAGGACGUUUGCUUUCAAGGACAUUCAUCAAUUUGUGCUGCGGUGAACUGUGCUCAUCUCAAAGACUCGUGGUAACUAUAAGCAUGUACAUAGGCUGAAGGCAGUACCACACACGUGCAUUGUGUUCAGUCAGUUUACGCAAGUUGAAUCAUUGUGAAUUUUAGCACGUGAAUCUGUGUGUGGAGCCAUAAGACUUCCCAGCUGUAUAUUGGUAAAAAUAAAGUGGCCCUUCUGACAAGGAAA
Molecule: messenger RNA, 716 nt
Organism: Rhipicephalus sanguineus (brown dog tick)
Lineage: Eukaryota; Metazoa; Arthropoda; Arachnida; Ixodida; Ixodidae
Product: protein FAM32A
Exons: 4
Coding region: 119-451 (110 amino acids)
Cellular component (GO): nucleolus
Source: RefSeq, a predicted model, not a curated record